CAAUUAAACGCGUCUGUUGGUAAAAGCAGUUGGUACUUUUUUCACUGUUACCCUGUUUAGUCGCAACACCGUUCUCUACUAACUUUUGGUCGCACCGAUGAUGCAUUUCUUGUGAAAGAUUGACGUCCAAAAGUUAAUGUGUCUUGGCAAGGCAGAGGGCGCAUGAUUGAACUGUGUGAUAUAUAUAUGCGACUGGUUUUACGGUAUAACUUGCAAAAGGUUCACAGACAGAUGUUUAAAGAUAUACGAGUUCACCGACCUUACGUUGAGUAAGAAACAUCAGCGUAAAAUGAUGUCAUUACAUCUUCCAUAAGCUUAAUGUUCCUGGAUCUAUGUCGUACUAUUCAGUAGAUAAGUUACGGGCGUGGCGUUAGCAGUCGAAUUUAACUGUCGCAUUUCGAAUAUAAACGACGAGAAAAUGUGGCGGAUUUGUAUCGCGUUGCUUUUCAUCUUUCAGUAUAAGUUGGUCGAGUGCCAACUUCUUGCCAACACGACACUUGGUUUGGCACAAGGACAGUUAAGCAGUUAUGGUCGGCCCGUCACCGAGUUCCUUGGCAUUCCGUAUGCAGAACCACCGAUCGGCCCAAACAGGUUCGAACCCCCAGUUCCAUCGUUGCCAUGGAAUUCUACAAAAUACUUUUAUCAAUAUGGUUCAUCUUGUUAUCAAGCAAGCCCCACAACUCAACAAAGAAUUAAAGAUCAAAAAACAACGGACGAAGUUCUUGUGUACUCUGACAUGAGCGAGGACUGCUUGUUCUUGAACAUAUACACCCCAUGGCGAGCAGGGGACAUCGACAACCUUUUACCAGUGAUGAUAUUCGUUCACGGAGGAAACUUUCAAAGGGGAACCGGUAAGGUUUACAAAGGGGCAAAGUUGGCGGGCGACAAUAACGUAGUUGUCGUAACGUUCAACUACCGAUUAGGAGUGUUGGGUUUUCUAUGUGGUGAGGAGAAUGGCAUCAAUGGUAACUAUGGACUGCUGGACCAAGUUGAAGCUUUUAGAUGGGUCAAGAACAAUAUUGAGGCUUUCGGCGGCGAUCCAGCUAAAAUUACUAUAUUUGGUGAAGAGGCCGGUGGCUCCUCCGUUCACAUGCAUGCCCUCUAUCCAAAGAACGGAGGAUUAUUUUCGAAUGUGAUUAUUCAAAGCGCUGCGUACGACGACAGUCUGUGGUCACGUCAACAAGCAAAUGACGCAUUUGAAUUGUUUUUGAAGUCCGCUGGAGUGUCAGCGGAUGAAAACCUUUCUGUGAAUUUGCAAAAUAUCUCGGUACAAAACCUAAUCAAUUCAUCUCAAGUUGUCUCGGAUUGGCAUCCAUGUAUCUCUUCCUCUUUCAUCAACGAAUUUCCAAGUGAAAUUAUGGCGGUCGGAAACUUCAGUUCAAGUGAAAAAAAUGUAAAUAUUAUGUGUGGAUCAAAUUCCGGAGCAGGCCAGGAGAACAAUGUUAACGUUAACGAUGAUGAUUGGUUGGUGGUAUUGACGGAGUCAGUAGUGCAAGAAGCUUUUCCUCAGCAAUAUGGGUUGAUUACAAAUGAUGACAUCACACGUAUGAGCUCUAAUUAUUUCAAAUAUUACGCCGCAUACCAAGAUGAUAAUAACAGCACUAUGAAGAAGUUCCAGAUAAAAAAUAUCGUAGAAAACGUGGUUGGAGAUCAAACCUACUUUACAUGGGCACAAGAAAUUUCAGGUGGAAUGGAAAGUGAGGUUUCCUCAAUCUUUCAAUAUCGGUUUUCGCUGGUUGAUUCGUCAGGUAUCGUUUCAAGUUCUGGAGCACCCAUCUCAGAAGAACUGGUAUAUUUGUUUGGAUACAAUGUUUCUCCCGAAUAUGAUACGAUGUCUAAAGAUAUAAUGAAGUAUUGGACCAACUUUGCUAAAUCAGGUAACCCAAACUGGCCUGACAAUACCUCAGCAACUUGGCCCGAAUACAAGACAUCUGAACAGCAACAAUGUCGAUCUCGGUUAACUUUAGAUUCCUUGCCAUACCUAUCGACACAUUACAUCUCGCACGACGAGGUGACGUCACGAAGCUGGGAGUUUUGGGGAGAUUAUUAUAAAACCUUAGGUUUUGCCUGUAAUGAUACUUUGCCAGCGAAUACAAGUACAACCGACCCUGGUGAACCGACCGGUCCGUGUGUAUGCGAAGCAUCUGUUGCUGAAAUUUUUGGAAUUGCUUUGUCCAAUGAAGCAGCUGCUAUUUUGAUGUUCGUAUUUAUUUCCAUUUCCGGAGUUUUCAUUCUGAGUCUUCUAGUAGCAUGUUGCUGCCUAUGCAAACUCAAGAGGGCAUUGAAGAAAGAAAUCAAGAAACACAAGCGGCCCAGUAUUGACCGAAGUUACGACAACCCAACAUGUUCCGCUUACAAACUAUAAAGCUGCCAUUUACGAAUAUGUCGAAUGAUAAUUUACCAAGUUGACGGCGUAUGUUGCAGAUUGGUUAAAUUGUAUAUUCAGUUUAAAUUUAAUAAACGUCCGUUUAAUUAAAAAAUGCAUCGCAUUAGUAACAUAUAUAAACACUAAAAAUAUUAUUAGUUUAAUUUUGUUAAAAAAAAUUUUAAAAAAAUACUCCUAUACCCGCCAAGUAGCCUAAUUGAUAUAAACAUGUUUAAGUAUACAUGGCCUAUGAAAUACUUUCAGUAGAAUGUU
Messenger RNA from Ciona intestinalis (vase tunicate), 2638 nucleotides. Its product is annotated as cocaine esterase-like. The record is from RefSeq and is a predicted model, not a curated record. Lineage: Eukaryota; Metazoa; Chordata; Ascidiacea; Phlebobranchia; Cionidae. Gene Ontology annotation, molecular function: carboxylic ester hydrolase activity.